UUGAUGGGGAGAGGGUGGGGGGAGGAGGAAGAGGAGGAAAAAGGAAGAAGAAAGCUAUCUCCAUGGGCAUACUUUGCAUUGUCUUUGUGGCUAUAGUUUAAGUGAUGAGACUGAUUCAUGCAAUGAGUAGGCCCCCAGUGAACAAAACAUUGAAACACCAGAGAUGGUUUUUAGAAUUUUAGAUAUCUUUUCUCCUGUUGGAACUGGACUUCUUUAGGGGUGCUGGACACCCUGGUCUUGCUUGGUGAAUUAAUUGAUGGAGAUGGAGAUAAGACAGAUUCGGCACCAGCACCCUCUGUGGCUAAUGACUCCCUUGUGUACUGAAGCCAAGGACCAUCAAGGAAAAGACUGGACACAUGGAAAUUGCCUUAGACCACAGUGAGCAUUAUCUCUAUUGCUAACAUCCACAAGAUGGAAAAAAUGACUUUAAAGAAGAAAAAUAAGAUCAAGGAAAAAUCUACCUCUAUGAUCCCCUACAGGAAGUCAUUUUUGUCCCUUUUUCAGUUCUCUGAGGAUGCCCCUAAUACCAGGGUUGUUUUCAGCACCAGUACAUCAUCCACACCAAAUAUAGUCACGCCUUUGGACUGCUUACCAUACUUUAGAACAUAUGAAGGGACCUUUGAUGAACCAUCAACUUUGAAUUUGGGGUUCUGCCUCCAGAAAGAAGAAAUCAAUGUUAGGCACAAGGAGGACCAGAAAGACUUGGUUCCCUCUGGUGGAUUCUUUCCAUAUUAUCGAUCUCAGGAUGAAUUCUUAGUCAAACCACUUCUACGGAGCAGGUUAUGUAAAGCCCACAGGACAAACUCCAGAAAUGAGGAAAAAGGAGGAGAUUCUAAUAGGGAGCUUGCCAUUCACAACUAUACAGCCUCCUUGCUAGGUCUUAAACCAAAUUUUGAUCUCCAGUCCUUGCCCAAGAACUCUCCUCGUUGUAGGCCCCUUGUGUUCUCCAGUGAAACCUCUGAAGAAAGCCAAUUGGACGUCCCUUUGUUCAAUGAUGAUGCCACAUGCUCUGCAGGGUUCGUUUCCUAUUAUAGGAGUGAAGAGCCUCUCCAGGUCAGCCCCAUCCCAAUAAUUCUUUCUUCAGUUCCCAGAGGCCAUGAGUGGGAUGGAACUGAGGUAAAGAAAAGGAACUGGAUCAUACCGACUUACUUUGGGGUAAGUCAGAAACACAGCAAAUCUUAGAGAAUUCAGAUUUGCUUCUGACGAGAUCAGAACAGAUUCCAGCAACGUGGCUAUUCCUCCUAUAACAGCAGCUAUAUCAGCGUGUAGCAAGAGCAAAUAGCAGAGUGAAAGCCGUGAAACAUCUGGAGAGGAAGCACAGGGAGGGAGUUUUGUCCAUCUGUGUUUCAAUAUUGAGAAAAGAGAAGGAACUUGAUCUGAGGCUUAUGAACAUGAAAGAGAAGGGGGAAGAAAUGCCUGCAUUAAAUCUUUUUAUGCCAAAGUGCACCAUUGUUCAACUCCAGAGAGGAAUUGAGAGCUGGCUCCAGGAGUUUAGCCACACAUUCAAGCUAAAAAAAAUUAAAAAACAGACGUUACUAAAUAGCAGAUCUUCAUUAUCUCUUUCUAUCCUCUUCCUUGUCUCCCUUUACCUCAUACUUCAGUGACUAGUGAAUGACCAGACAUUGGGCAGGAGGAUCUCUAAGCACCAAACCAUCUGGUAGAGAAUUAGACUUAGAUCUUCCAUAUCUGAAAGAAUGUGCUUUGGGAUCACGGUGCCUUUCAUUGCUCACUGAUUUGAUAGUCACAUCCCCUUACACCACUAUUACACCCUUGAAUUGAAUUGUGACCUUUAAUUCCAGCUUCUUCCCUAUAUGGUAGCAGCGAGAGCCCACCUGGGAGAGACCCUUAAGUCUAUUUCCAGUGCCACUCUGAAUGCCUUUGGAUUGAGAAGAUGCCAGAUCACAGCCCAUAUCUAAAAAACAUGAAGGUAAUCCAAGCAUAAACAAGAAGAUCAAUACCAUAAAGUUAAUUUCUCUGAUUUGCUAUUAGUUUAACCCUUAAAUAAAGAGUCACUUGGGUCCAUAGUGAUUACUAGAUCUUACCCUGGCCUUUCACUGGGGAUUUGGAUGAGAUUGAAUGCCUUUAAAAAUUUUUUUUAAAUGAAAAAAAAAAUAAAGGUAGUACCAGGACUGAAAAGCAUUUGGAGCUGCGUUAUUUUUGUAAAUAAACAAUCAU
This is a messenger RNA of Phascolarctos cinereus (koala), 2175 nucleotides long. RefSeq lists its product as uncharacterized. The record is from RefSeq and is a predicted model, not a curated record. Lineage: Eukaryota; Metazoa; Chordata; Mammalia; Diprotodontia; Phascolarctidae.